Puccinia triticina is the source of this 444-nucleotide messenger RNA. RefSeq lists its product as uncharacterized. Bases 1 to 444 code for a protein of 147 amino acids. The record is from RefSeq and is a predicted model, not a curated record. The transcript is spliced from 3 exons. Lineage: Eukaryota; Fungi; Basidiomycota; Pucciniomycetes; Pucciniales; Pucciniaceae.
AUGGCCCCGCUGACGUUCCUCACCUUGGUCUUGUGGAUCAUUACCGCGGUGAUCCUGCUGCUCCGCUUGGGCGCGCAAAUCCCGCUCGACGAGCCCCGGAGCUCCCAAGCGGGCGGGAUUGGGGGCACAGAGGCCGAGCUCGCCCACGGCGCUCCAUCCUCGCUUUUUCCCCGCUUCGGGACGAUCAAAGGCGAGGACAGCGUUCCUUCAUCGGGCGACGGAGAAGACGCCCUAUCUGAUGUACAAAUCCCGGCCGCAACUCGUGGCGCACCGCCCUCAACCCCACAACUAACCACCAAAGCGUGCCAAACUUCCCCACCCGCUCCACACGCUUUCGCCGACGCCCGGCAGGAAGCGCGCACAAGCACAGCGUUGCUAUGGGCUAUUGAUGCUAUUCCCAUCAAAAAGCGGACAAAAGCAAAGAGAAAUGGUGCCAGCCACUAA